Molecule: messenger RNA, 1875 nt
Organism: Balearica regulorum gibbericeps (East African grey crowned-crane)
Lineage: Eukaryota; Metazoa; Chordata; Aves; Gruiformes; Gruidae
Source: RefSeq, a predicted model, not a curated record
AUGUUUUUACCAAGAUCUGUUAAAGUCAAGAGGACUGUUGAUGACGACAAAGAUUGUACAGCUAAGAAAAAGAAACUGUCUUCUGGAGAAUCUUUGCUGGAAGAGACCACAGAGUUCCAAGACUGUAAGUUGGUUAGAACAGAAACUUGUGCUUCAAGAUGCAAUUUGAAUGAAGUUGUACAAGAAUGCACAGAACCCGUAGCUGGAGAUCUUGGUGUUCCAAAUACAACUUUGGGAAAGGACAACCAAAAUAGUGAUGAAGAUAGCUCUUUGGAAGAACCCAUAAAAUCCUUCAGCAAAUCCCAGCGUUGGCCAGAACCUGGAGAACCUGUAUGUGUUGUGUGUGGUCGCUAUGGAGAGUACAUCUGCGAUAAAACAGAUGAAGAUGUUUGUAGCUUGGAAUGUAAAGCCAAACACCUUCUACAAUCUCAAGAAAAGGAAAAAAAGCUAAAAUCGGAUCAACUCACAAAAGAAGAAAAUCGAGCAGAUACUCACCUAUUUAACACACCUUAUUUCUACAAAGAUCAUUCCUUUAUUUUAGGUUUGCGAGAUGAUCAGAUUGAGAACCUUAAACUGCAGCUAGGUAUUGCUGUCCAGGGCCAGCAAGUUCCAAGACCUAUUGUAGAGUUUGAGCACUGUGGUUUUCCUGAAACUUUAAACCAUAAUUUAAAAAAUUCUGGCUAUGAAGUCCCAACUCCCAUCCAAAUGCAAAUGAUCCCUAUUGGACUGUUAGGGAGGGAUAUUGUGGCUAGCGCAGACACAGGCUCUGGAAAAACAGCAGCCUUCCUACUCCCUGUUAUUAUGAAGGUUUUGAAAGAGACAGAAACUCCAUCUGCCCUUAUUUUGGCACCAACAAGGGAGUUAGCAAUUCAGAUAGAGAGACAAGCUAAAGAACUGAUGGCUGGUUUACCAAACAUGAGAACAGUUCUUCUGGUAGGAGGUUUACCACUGCCACCACAGCUUCACCGUCUCAAGCAAAGUGUUAAGGUUAUAAUAGCAACACCUGGAAGACUUCUUGAGAUUUUAAAGCAAAGUUCUGUUCAACUGCAUGGCGUAAAAAUUGUAGUGGUGGAUGAAGUGGAUACCAUGUUAAAAAUGGGUUUCCAGCAGCAAGUGUUGGACAUUUUGGAAGACAUCUCUCAUGAUCAUCAAACCAUACUGGUGUCAGCCACGAUUCCAGUAGGCAUUGAACACUUAGCAAAUCAGCUUCUGCACAAUUUUGUAAGAAUAACAAUUGGAGAAAAGAAUCUGCCAUGUUCCAAUGUUCGCCAAAUUAUUUUGUGGGUAGAAGAACCAUCUAAAAAGAAAAAGCUGUUUGAGAUACUAAAUGAUAAGAAGCUCUUCAAACCUCCAGUGUUGGUGUUUGUGGACUGUAAGCUAGGAGCAGAUCUGUUGAGUGAUGCUGUUCAUAAGAUUACAGGAUUGCAAUGUACAGCUAUGCAUUCUGAAAAGUCUCAGGUGGAAAGAACAGACAUAUUACAGGGAUUACUUCAAGAGAAGUAUGAAGUUAUAGUAAGUACUGGAGUCCUUGGACGCGGGCUUGACCUUGUCAAUGUCAAACUGGUAGUAAAUUUUGAUAUGCCUUCAAGUAUGGAUGAAUAUGUACAUCAGUUACUAAAAUCUGGAAGAGUUGGAAGAGAUGGAACUGCAAUUACUUUCAUCAAUAACAACAGCAAGAAGCUCUUUUGGGAUGUUGUGAAGAGAGUAAAACCAACAGGCACCAUUCUUCCCCCACAGCUGCUUAAUUCCCCGUAUCUUCAUGACCAAAAGAGAAGGGAACAACAGAGACUUAAACAAUUACAGAAUAGUCUUGUAACAGGAGAUAAUAUUAUGGACAUUAUUAGAAAACAUGACAAAAAUAGUUCUCAGAGGUAA